Molecule: messenger RNA, 2471 nt
Organism: Rhagoletis zephyria (snowberry fruit fly)
Lineage: Eukaryota; Metazoa; Arthropoda; Insecta; Diptera; Tephritidae
Product: maltase A3-like
Biological process (GO): carbohydrate metabolic process
Source: RefSeq, a predicted model, not a curated record
ACCAUUCACCGUUUGUCUUACCGUCACGGGGAACUACCGGUACCGGCAUGGAAUCCUCAGUUAGUUCGUCGCUUCUUUCUGAUCUACAUACAUAUACAGUUUUGAAAUUGGGAAAUACAUUAAAUUAGCUUGUUUUCCAAAUACCUUCAUUUGCGUUUUCACAAAAUUUGCAAAACAUCUUGAAAAACCACUGGAAAAUAUGAGUAUUAUUUAUUUACCUAAAACCAUUUGCCACCCACGAAGCGUUUACUAAAGGUUUGAACGCGCGAAUGUCGUAAACUUUCGACUCCAUCAUAAACUGUGCCGUGGUAACUUAUAUUUAGUUUUUUAUGAUUCCUUAUCGAUCGCCGAUAACAUAAUGCCAACCCGUUUCAUCUAUAAAAGCGCCAUUUGUGGAAAUAUAACACCACAGUAUUGCGCCCAAUCGAAGCAAACGAUGUUAAACUUUCUAAACGUUUUAGCGCUUUUUGCCCUGCUAUCCGCGGCUGCAGGUGCGGCAACAGGCCAGGCCUGGUGGGAAACCGCCUCAUUCUAUCAAAUAUACCCACGCUCUUUCAAGGACAGCGAUGGUAAUGGCAUUGGAGACUUGAAGUGCAUUACCCAACAACUGCCAUACCUCAAGGAAAUCGGCAUUGAUGCGACUUGGUUGUCGCCCAUCUUCACUUCGCCUAUGGCGGACUUCGGCUAUGAUGUGUCCAACUUCACAGAAAUUGACAAAUUAUAUGGCACAUUGGAAGAUUUCCAGGAGUUGCUCGCAAAAGCAAAUCAAUUGGGUGUGCGAAUAAUUUUCGACUUUGUACCGAACCACUCCAGUGAUGAAUGCGAAUGGUUUAUCAAGUCUGUCAAGAGCGAUCCGGAAUACAAGGACUUCUAUAUUUGGCAUCCGGGCAAAAUUUCCGAAAAUGGCACACGAGUGCCGCCAAACAAUUGGAUAAGUAAUUUCCGCGGUUCAGCGUGGACGUGGAACGAAGACCGUGAAGAAGUUUAUCUGCAUCAGUUCCAUGCCAAGCAGCCAGAUCUCAUCUACAAUAAUCCGAAAGUGCGCGAAUUAAUGAAGGAUGUGCUGCGUUAUUGGGUGCGCUUGGGUGUUGCCGGCUUCCGUAUAGACGCUGUGCCACAUAUCUACGAAGUAGCUGUCGAUGCGGAUGGCAAUUAUCCUGAUGAGCCACGUAACCCCGAAGUGGAUAACCCCGAAUCCUACCUGUACCUAGAGCACAUCUAUACCAGAGAUCAACCGGAAACUCUGGAAGUAGUUUUUGAGUUUCGUCAGGUCUUGAAAGAAUUAGAUGAGGAGUUGGGUGGCGAUGAACACAUACUCAUGGCCGAAAUUUGUUCGUCAAUUGAUGUGGAAAUGCAAUACUACGGAAAUACCACCACAGAUGGCGUUCAAAUACCUUUCAAUUUCGAACUACUCAACUAUUUGGACCAAGAUUCGAAUGGCUACCUCUACUCGGAAGUCAUAAACAAAUGGCUGGACAGCAUGCCCGAGGGGCGCGUAGCGAAUUGGGUUUUGGGAAAUCAUGAUCAGAGUCGCAUUGGCACACGCUUAGGCGCCGAUCGCAUUGACUUGAUCAACUUAUUGCUAAAGACUUUGCCUGGCGUAAGCGUAACUUACCAAGGCGAGGAGAUCGGUAUGACGGAUGUUUGGAUUUCUUGGGAGGACACCGUCGAUCCACAGGGUUGUCAAUCGAAUCCAGAAGAAUACCAAAGCCUAAGCCGUGAUCCGCCGCGUACGCCCUUCCACUGGAAUGACGGACACAAAGCCGGCUUUACCGAAGGUAAUACAACAUGGUUACCUCUGGCUGAGGAUUAUAGACUAGUGAAUGUGAAACGUGAACGAGGCAUUGCCUAUAGUCAUCUAAAUGUAUACAAGCGGCUGCAGGAUUUGCGUGUAGAAAAGACACUACGCGAUGGAGAGACUGAAGUGAAGGCAAUCAAUGCAAAUAUAUUAGGUAUUAAGCGUUACCUAACUGGUGAACGAACAUUCGUUGUACUCCUGAAUAUUAACAACGCUUUUGAAACGAUCGACUUGAACGCCACGUUUAAUGAUCUACCCAAUGUGCUGUAGUAUGUAUUGGUGGCGGAUAGAAGCGUUCGGCGAAAGGGUGACAAGGUUCAAAGCAACUACAUUGUACUGGUUCCUAAAGAAACCAUUGUAUUGGCCACACUCGCCUGAGGGACGGAAACCUCGAAGUAAUUUUGAAUAAACCUUUGGUUAUGUAAUACAUACGCAGAUUUUUGAUUGAUAAAUAAAUACCGAUUUAUUGAAGUUACUUCCCCAUAUUCGGUAAUCGUAAUCAGUGUGAAAUUUUAUUAAUAAAAAUGUAAAUCUUAAUUGCUUUUGCCAAUAAAAAACCUAUUAACAGCCCUGUUGUAUAAAUUUACAGUCGUCUGAUUGCAUGCUUGACUACAACAGCAAGCAUACUAGGGAUUACGAAUCUGACUAUUUGACUAAUAAAAAAUUGAGUUAA